This is a messenger RNA of Polistes canadensis, 2827 nucleotides long. It is a transcript of the gene dos, whose product is annotated as GRB2-associated-binding protein 2. Bases 685 to 2451 code for a protein of 588 amino acids. Lineage: Eukaryota; Metazoa; Arthropoda; Insecta; Hymenoptera; Vespidae. The record is from RefSeq and is a predicted model, not a curated record. The transcript has 8 exons.
AUUUCGAGUCGAUAAGUAACAUAAUUACCUUUCAAUUAUUCCAAUCAAAUGAAUGCUAUGUAUAUGUAAACUAGCAUUAAAAAAAGAAGUAAACGCUGAAUGUUCUUGUAUUUUUAAUUGAUUAAAAAAAAUGAAUCAUUCUAACCUCAAAUCUAGACGAUUAAUCAGCUAAUUAGUCGUAGAAAAAAAUUAACCUCAAAAUGGUAGUUUGCGAAUGGCUGGUGGAUAAUUAUUACGCGUGGUAAUUAAAAAUAUAUACAAAAGAAGAAAGAAAAGAAAAAGAAGGAUAUGUGUAAUCAUGGUCGAUGGUACACUAGCAAAUAGUACGUCAGUGCGUUGUCAUCGAGGAGAGGCCAAUACACAGACAUACACACAGACACAUAAAACGAACCUUGGCACGCGUGUUUAUAAUGACAUAUACACUUAGAUAAAUGUGUGUAAGUGUUUUGUUACGAUAGUAUUGUAAUUGUAUUAGUAAUGGUGAUGGUGGUUAUGUCGUCGUGGAAGAGAUCAGCAGGCGAUUCAUGUAUCCGUGUGAUCGUCAGUGUGUCGUCCAAAAAUAGAUAAAUGGGCGACGAGCGUGCCGUUGUCCUCUGUGUCGGUGGUUCUACUAUCUCUACGCAAUGUUAUCGAAUAUUGAAAUGAUUUAAGAAUCAAUCAAAUCUUAGGAGUUCAUGGGAUAGCAUGGAGGUGCUUAGAACUACUCAAGAAAUCGUUCACGAAGGAUGGCUCAUCAAAUCUCCACCUACUAAGUUAUGGAGAGCUCGAUGGAGGAAACGUUGGUUUGCUCUUCGACACAGCGGUGAAUUACCUGGACAAUAUUUUUUAGAAUAUUAUACUGACAGGCGAUGUAGAAAGUUGAAGGGACGCAUCGAUUUGGAUCAAUGCGAACAAGUCGACGCUGGUCUCAGGUUUGAAAAUUGUAAGCAAAAGUAUCAGUUUACGUUCAACGUUAAGACACCAAAGAGAACUUAUUAUUUGGUUGCCGAGAGUGAGGCAGAUAUGAAUAAAUGGGUUGCUGCAGUUUGUCAAGUUUGCGGCUUAAAAGCUUACACUCAAGACGAGGAACAACAAUGUCAAAUGUUUCAGUACGAAUCCCAAGAAUCACCACCAAUCUCUCCGACUAGUACAAUCUCUGGACCUUAUAUUCCUAUCAGCGAAUGUAUAUCCGGUCGUCGUCUUAACGAUACCAGCUCUCUUAGUUCAGGAAUGGGACAAGGGCCAGAACAUUACGAUGCUCCAAGAAGAUUAGCUCCUUCGCCACCAAGAUCACCUACUACUACUGACGCAGAAAGUGUAUUUACAGAUGACGAGUGGACUGCUCCUGUACCUAGUGUCAAUUGGGAUACUUUUCCACGCACAGCUGAAUCCAGAGCUCACAAUUCUGGUGAUGCAGAAAUAGGUUCAUGGAGUGUAAGAAAGAGGUUUGGAAAGUUAAGAAUCGUAGAUUCGACUGUCCCACCAGAUGUAGAAAAAUUACCGGUUCCUCCAAGACCGCCUAAACCAGCUCACAUGUUACCUGAAAAUCCAGGUCACAAUUAUUUAAAUUUAGACGGUGCAACGGAAAGUUCGAAGCCUACGACUCCUGCAACACCAGUUGCAAACACAGCACCAGUUGGAUCGAUAACGGAUGAAUCUUAUGAUUUCCCGAGAUCCCAUCAACCUGGACAAGCAUCGGAAAAACAUGUUUAUUCAAAUGCUGCACCUACUACAAUAGAAGAUACACGUGUUUUUCGUUAUGAUUUUCACGAGGAUGAACCACCAAGUCCACGAUCGGAAAGUUCGGUAACAGCUACUUAUUCCAAUUUACCAAGUCCUUUGAUACGGGAUUGCGGCUCUGCUCCAACACCAUCAUCAACCGUAGCUCCACCUCCACCUGUGGUGUACAGAGAAUUAAAACCUGGUAGAAAAACCAGUGACUCAAUAUCAAUAAUUAGCAAUGAAGCAUCACCUGGUACAACAUUGCCAACGUUAGAAAUGAGUUCGUCAGAAAAUUCUCCAGCUGAACCGCCUAGUAUUAAUAGGAAACUUAAACCACCAUUAAACAAGUCACCCAUUGAAGGACCUUUGCAACUUGCUUCCCCCCCUGGAAGAGGUAGAAUGCGAGCAGCACCUAGUCCAACUCCUCCAGUACAUACACAUAGUAUUCGACAUCAGUCAACGUCAGAUGAAGAUAAUAAUGCUUUUGACGAUAAAGAAGAGAUAUAUUAUUAUCAAGAUCAAAAUAAUACAUUCAUUCCUGCAUCAAGUCGACGGUUAGUUGUGUUACAAUAUCUUGAUCUUGAUUUAGAAGCAAGUGAAAGUUUUGCUUCGUCGACGUUACCACCUGCUCAAUCACCACCAAAUAAUACGGUAUACAAAACUGUUGAUUUCUUAAAAACUGAGGCUUUCAAUCGUACACGACAACGUGUAGAAGAAGAAAGGAAGCAAUGUACUGAUGAGUUAACAUAGCCUAAACUUUUGAUAUCAUCGGAAUCAAAUCCAAAUUUUAGUUUGUUAAGAAUGAUAACUUUUUUCUAAGAGAAAAGAAUUAUUUACUUUCUAUUCGGUUUAAAAUUAAUUAAUUUUGGAGCGAAUUGAAAGUAAAGAAAGUAAAGGACUCGUAUAAGAGAAAAGCUGCCUAAUGAAAGAAGUAUAGCAAUAUUCAAUGGACCAAAAAUAUAUAAUAUUAAACGAAAGAAAAGAAAAAAAGAACUAAAGAGACACAAAAAACAUUGGUACCAUUAACCUGACUGUACCACACAACCGUUAGAAUUUGUAAAGGAAAAAAAGAGUUUUCAUAUUUUUUCAAUAGUAUUAUUAAGUAUAAAAUAUGUGGAUUUAUAUA